GCUGCUGCUGCUGCUGUCGCCUGAACCCCAACCGCCACGCCUGCAGGGCUUUGACUUGACUUUGUUAUCGUCUUAUACAGCGCGUUGGAGCGUGGCGAAACGUGUAAGUCGGCUCGGGGAGGGCUGAGUCCCGGGCACCUUCACGUGACAAGUCUUCUCGAGAAGUCCGAGCCAAAGCAGCCUCCGAUGUCGAGCCUGGAGAAGGUCAGCCCAAACAGACACGGGUCCCGGCCACACGCGGCCACGCAGCUGCCACCUCUCGGCCUGCCGCAGAUCGAGUGGCACGAGAGGCCGCGGAUCCUGCAGCGUGGAUCCUGGACUCUGGCCGUUCCUUCCAAGGAGGAGCAGUUCUUCCGCAGCGUCAGCGACUCCAUCGGCAACAACUACAGCCCGACUGCCCGCGACCUCUCCACGCAUGGCAUCUACAAGCUGCUGAAUACACCAGAGCCGGCGGCGCUGAGGAGGAGCGGGGAGCCGGGCGAGCGCUCGCGCCUGCCGCUCCGUGGCAGGGCGCCGGGCGGCGCGGGUCUGUCCGAGCGAGCACGCGGAACCGGCCGGCGAUCCGGGGCCCUCCCGAGCCUCUCCCUGGGGUCCAGCGACGCCGCCACGCAGGGCUCCUCGGGGGAGCCGGACCUCCGCUCCGACGGAGAGAGUGGGGCCUGGGGUCGCGGGGUUGGACGACCCCACACGGACGCGGCACAAGCGGCGAGCGGUCAGCGGCGUGGACCACAGCAGCUUGACGGAGGCACGUGGCAGAUGCAGGCCCACCACCCUGGCCUGCCGGCGCUGGAUAAGCGGUCUCUCUUGGGAGCUUGGGGCGGCGACGGCGGCGGUGGCGACGGCGGCAUGGUUAUCGCUCGCGGACACUCGCUCCCGUCCCCGGAGAGCCCGCGUCUCGACAGCUGCGCCGGCCGCUCCCAGGGACGCGCGGGACUCCCGCUGGCUGCGCCGAGCGAUGGUGCUCGCCCCUGGCAAGGCUGCGUGGAGGAGGAGGAGGAGGACGGAGGCCCUCGUCACGACCAGGCGACGGUGGCAGCUCUCUCCGUUGCCUUCCCGCCGGCGGCGUUCUCCACACGUGGUCUCUCGCGGCCCAGCACCCCGCCCUCCCCACUCCUGUGCAGAUAUCAUGGCUUGAUCGAGACGGCCAUAGAUCAGCAAAUGCUGUCCCCGCUGUGCCCGGAGUGGAUGAAAGGCUCGCUGUCCCUCCUUCCCGUUCCACUGAUGCUCUGCUGGAAGGACAAACUGCACGACUUGACAAAGGAGGUGAGCGACGAGUACGAGCGCGCGACGAAGAAGGCCGUCCUCGACUACGUCCUGCUGGACCGGCGCGAGCAGGCUCGCCUCGGCCUCGCGGCGCUGCCCCCAAAGCCGUCCAACUCGGCUGGCAGAGAGCGCUUCCCGUGGCACGACGCCGUGGGCCGGGCACGCGACGCGCUGAGCGGCCGCCUCUACGCCACGCACCCCGUCGUGACGGCCGUCCUCGACAACUUCCAGCGCAGGUACGCCGGGUUCCGGCUGGUAGACGUGCCCGCGCUGCGGAACUCGAUGCCGCUGACGCUACCGGCGCUGGAGGAGCACGUGCGCCGCUGCAGCCGGGAGAGAGCGGACGCCCUGUGCUGCUCGUGGCUCGUGGAGAGCCGCGACAGCGUGAGCCGAACCCGCGAUGCCGUCGAGGCCUGGAUGCCGCAGGACGACGAGGUGCUGAGGACGAAGAGGAUGGACCACCUCUUCGGCAGCGUCGCGACGCUCAUGUCCAACCUGCUGCGCUCCAUCGUCGCCGAGUCGCUCUGCGAUCUGGUGGCCGUGUUCGAGGAGCUGUCGCCCGGCAACGACUACAGCGGGGAGUACCCGCGCGGCGAGCUGGGCCUGCCCACCAAGCCGCUUCCCAUCAUUCUGUUCAUGGAGCCGGUGGAAGCGGAGGGCCCGUUGGCAUUGGGGGGCUCAGCAGCUGGCGAGGGCCCCCCCCUGCCGGGGGUGACGUUCGGCCCGUCGCUGGCCGAGGUGGCGGCCACCCUGGAUCGCUUGGUGGAGCACGUCGUGACGAGCGUGCAGGCCAUGCCGCGUCUCGAGCACCAGCUCUUCCAGGCCACGGACGCGCAGGAGGUGAAAUUCAUCGGCGCCGUUCAGAUUCACGAUGAAAUUGUCGUCAGGGCCAAAGCACGAAUCCGAGUUGUUCUGGAAAACAACAGCCCCGGGCCCUCACGGUACCGCUCCGUGUACGGCCACUUCGCAUACCUGCUGAACGGCGGCGCGGGGGCCCGGGCUCAGGCCCUCACGAGCCGCGAGCCGCCCAACCUGGUCGCGUCGGCGCGCGAGAUCCAGCGCCUGCGGGCGCUGGCGGGCGCCGCCUCGUCGCUGCCCACCGCCGUGCCCCUGCGCCUCUUCCUGCUCGACUGCUCCACGCUCAACCAGUGGCUGACGGAGCGCGCGCGGAAGCUGGCCGCGGUCAUCGGUGGCCACGCGGCCUCCGCCUCGGAGAGGUUCAACCGCGAGGUGUGCGCGCGGUACGAGGCGGUGGUGGAACGUGCCACGGGCCUGGCGGAGAGCACCUACGGCCUGGUGCAGCUGCAGGAGUACGUGGACAGCCUGCACACGGGCGAGCUGCAGGAUCUCAAGGAGAGGUUAGAGACCGCAGCUGACAACCUCCUUUUCUUGAUGGACUACACGUUCCUGUCAAAAGAGGACCUCAUCCUGAAUGGGAAUACCUUCUCGUGGCCCGUGCGAAUCCUGCCAAUUAUUCGCAACAGCGAGCUGCGGCUGCAGAAGCAGCACGAUGCGGCGGUGUCGGGGCUGGCGCAGCGGCGAGCGGAGCUGGAGCGGCGCGUCGCCGCCGUGGCGAGCGCCGUGCGGGACUUCGCGCGCAGGGACCGCCUCGCCGAAGCCGCCGCGCACCUCGCCCGGCUCGACGACGUGGGGCGCCAGGUCCGGGCGCUGCUGGAGGAGAAAUCGCUGAUCAACCGCGAGGAGGAGCUGCUGGGCACGGGCACUGGGAGCUCCUACCCGCAGAUCCUGGAGCUGGAGCAGGCGAAGGAGCCCUACGAGCGGCUGUGGCGCGCCGCCGUGGCCCUGCAGAGCCUCGCCGACGGCUGCCUCGGCGGCCCCAUCCACCUCGUCAACGCCGAGCAGGUGGCCGACGAGGUGCAGACGCUGUGGAAGACGAGCUACAGGCUCACGAAGGUGUUCAACCACCCCGAGAUGCACGGCCCCAUGCGAGUGGCCACCGCCAUCAAGGCGAGGCUGGAGAAGUUCAAGAUCAACAUGCCCCUCAUCACCGUCCUGUGCACGCCUGGCAUCAAGGAGCGCCACUGGGAGAUGAUGAGCGUCAAGGCAGGUGUGCCUCUGCCGGCGCGCGAGGAGACCUGCCUGCAGGAGGUGCUCUCCCUGGGCCUGGAGCGGCAGCUGGAGGCCCUGGCCUCCGUCAGCAACCUGGCGAGGAAGGAGCACACGCUGGAGGAGGCCCUCGCCAAGAUGGGCCGCGACUGGGAGCCCGUGCGCCUCACCCUGGUCCCCUACAAGGACACGGGCACCACCAUCCUCGCCUCCGUCGACGACGUACAGGUGUUGCUGGAUGAUCACAUGGUGAAGACGACGACAAUCAAAGGAUCCCCGUUCAUCGCUCCAUUUGAGAAGGAACUGACAGCAUGGGAGGCCAAGUUGCGGCUGCUGAAUGACAUCCUGGAGUCCUGGCUGAGGGUGCAGGCGGCCUGGCUCUACCUGGAGCCCAUAUUCGGCUCGGCCGACAUUCGCAGUCAAAUCCCCGUCGAGGGCAAGAUGUUCGAGACGGUCGACGCCAACUGGCAGAACAUCAUGGGGCUUGCCAAGGCGGAUACGAGGGUCAUGGCUGUGGUGGCUCAGGAAGGGGUUCUGGACAAGCUGAGGGAGGCCGAGUCUCUGCUGGAGGACAUACAGAAGGGCCUCAACCACUACCUAGAGACCAAGCGACUCUUCUUUCCCAGGUUCUUUUUCCUGUCCAACGACGAGCUGCUGGAGAUCCUCUCGGAGACGAGGGAGCCCCAGCGCGUGCAGCCUCACCUCAAGAAGUGCUUCGAGGGCAUCGCGUGUCUCACCUUCAACGUCGACAAGGAGAUCACGCACAUGGAGUCGGCCGAGGGCGAGAGGGUGGCGCUGGUGGAGAGGAUCGUCCCUGCGGAUGCGCGGGGUCUGGUUGAGAAGUGGCUCCUCCAGGUGGAGCGGGCCAUGAAGGCCUCGCUGCAGGAGGUGAUGGCCCAGGCAGUGGCCGCGUAUCCCGUGUCUCCACGAGCCCAGUGGGUGCUGAGCUGGCCUGGCCAGGUGGUGCUGGCGGGAAGCUGCAUCCACUGGACCUCCGAUGUCUCCGAGGCCAUGGAGCGGCCCGGGGGCCUGCUCGCCUAUCUGGAGCAGAGCGGCAAGCAAAUCGAGGAGGUGGUGGGGAUGGUGCGUGGGAAGCUCUCGAAGAUGGCUCGCAUCACGCUGGGAGCUCUGAUCACCAUCGACGUGCACGCUCGGGACGUGGUGGCGAGGCUGGCCGAGGGCGGUGUGAGCGGCAUCACCGAGUUCCCGUGGAUCGCUCAGCUGCGCUAUUACUGGGAGGUGGGGGGCGCGCGCGUGUGCAUGGUGACCACCGGCGUGCCCUACGGAUACGAGUACCUGGGCAACACGGGCCGCCUCGUCAUCACCCCACUCACGGACCGCUGCUACCGGACACUCAUGGGAGCCUUGCUGCUGAACCUGGGAGGGGCGCCUGAGGGCCCAGCUGGAACGGGCAAGACAGAGACCUGCAAGGAUCUGGCUAAGGCCGUGGCUAAGCAGUGCGUCGUGUUCAACUGCUCCGACGGGCUGGACUACAGGGCCAUGGGCAAGUUCUUCAAGGGGCUGGCACAGUGCGGAGCGUGGGCGUGCUUCGACGAGUUCAACCGCAUCGAGCUGGAGGUGCUGUCCGUGGUCGCCCAGCAAAUCCAGACGAUCCAGCGAGCGGUGGCCGAGCGGCUGCACAGCUUCGUGUUUGAGGGCACGGAGAUCACGCUCGACUCGUCCUGCUCCAUAUUCAUCACGAUGAACCCCGGCUAUGCCGGCCGUGCCGAGCUCCCGGACAACCUGAAGGUUCUCUUCAGGACGGUGGCCAUGAUGGUGCCAGACUACACUCUCAUCGCUGAGAUCUCCCUCUUCUCCAUGGGCUUUGUGAACGCGCGCAGUCUUGCAGCCAAGGUGGUUGCCACCUACCGCCUGUGCUCAGAACAGCUGUCCUCCCAGCACCACUACGAUUAUGGCAUGCGAGCUGUCAAGUCCGUUCUCACGGCGGCCGGGAACCUGAAGCUGAAAUUCCCUGAGGAGAGCGAGGAGGUCUUGGUGUUGCGCUCCAUCACAGACGUCAAUCUGCCCAAGUUCCUCUCGCACGACAUUGCGCUCUUCAACAGCAUCAUCUCGGACCUCUUCCCUGGGGUGGAUCCCCCGACCCCUGACCACGGGGACCUGGAGGUGGCCAUCAGGGAUGUGAUUGCUCAGCAGCGCCUGGAGCCUGCGCCCUGGUUCAUCACCAAGAUCAUACAAGUUUAUGAGAUGAUGCUGGUGCGCCAUGGCUUCAUGCUGGUGGGAGGCCCUCUUGGAGGCAAGACGAGUGCCCUGAAGGCCUUGGCCGGAGCUCUUGGGGAACUGGAGCGGCGAGGCCUCAUGGGCGAGCGGCGCGUGGACUUCAUCAUCAUUAACCCCAAGGCCCUCAGCAUGGCUCAGCUGUACGGCAGCUUCGACCCCAUCUCUCACGAGUGGACGGACGGCGUUCUGGCCACCGCUUUCCGGGCCCAUGCGAGCAGCGUGACGGGCGAGAGGAAGUGGUGCGUGUUCGACGGCCCCGUCGAUGCCGAGUGGAUCGAGAACAUGAACACGGUCCUCGACGACAACAAAAAGCUGUGCUUGAUGAGCGGAGAGAUCAUCCAGAUGACACCGCACCAGAACAUGAUCUUUGAGGUGCUGGACUUGGAGCAGGCCUCACCAGCUACUGUGAGCAGGUGUGGAAUGAUCUACAUGGAGCCGACAGAUCUGGGCUGGCAGCCGCUUGUGCAGUCGUGGCUCAGAACUGAGCUCCCAGCGGCACUGAGCCAGCAGCACAGAGCCACUGUGAAACUGCUGUUCGAGUGGCUGCUGCCUGCGUGCCUCGAGUACGGGGAGAAGCAAUGCAGGGCCGUCGUGAAAACGUCCCGCAUGCACGUGACGGCCUCCCUCCUCUCCCUCUACUCGUGCCUGCUGGAGGACCUCAAGCUCCAGGAUGGGGAGUCCAGGACAGGCGAGGAGGAGGAGGAGGAGGAAGAAGAAGAGGAUGGAGUGGAAGAGCAGGGAGGUGCGAUGAAGGGAAGCCGGAUGCCGGUGGGGCGGAGGGGAACUGCGGCGGCGGCAGCGGCGGCAGCGGCCCGUCUCGCCGAGGAGCGCACCGCCCUCCUCACCGCCCACUUCCUCUUCGCCGUGGUGUGGGCCGUCGGCGGAGUCCUGGACCGGCCCUCCAAGGAGAGGUUCAGCGAGUUCUUCCGAAAGCUCUGCGAGCAGGACCCGAGGUACCCCUGCCCGGCGCUACUGAGGCUCCAGCGUGCGCUGCUCAUGCCCAAGACGUCAAGCGUCUUCGGCUUCGUGUACCGGCAGCAGCAGCAGCAGCAGGCCUCCUCCUGGGCGUGGAGCCCGUGGAAGGAUCUGGUGCUGCCCUUCCACGUGGGCGAUCAGCUCGAGCCAAGCGAGGUGCUGGUCGGCACGGCUGAGACGGCGCGAUUGGGCUUCUUCCUCGAGACGGUCCCACGCCGCGGCCGGCCGCUGCUGCUGGUGGGGCCGCCCGGCACGGGCAAGACGUGGGGCACGCGGGCCUUCCUGCGAGCCCUCCCCAGCGAGAGCCACGUGGCCUGCGAGCUGGCGUUCUCGGCGCACACGAGCGCCGUGCACACUCAGGACAGCAUCCUCGCUAAGCUGGAGAGACGCAAGAAAGACAUCUACGGUCCCCUGCUGGGCAAGAGGAUGAUCGUGUUUGUGGACGACCUGAACAUGCCUGCGAAGGGCCAGUAUGGAGCGCAGCCGCCCAUCGAGCUGCUGAGGCAGUGGAUUGACCACGGCUACUGGUUCGACAGGCAAACAGGUGGAGAGGUGCAUCUGCAGGACACGGCGGUGGUGGCUGCCAUGGCCCCCGUGGGUGGCGGCCGCCACGAGGUCACACCGCGCCUGCUCCGCCACUUCAACGUGCUCGCCAUCGAUGCGUUCUCCGAGGACACCGUGAAGGGCAUCUUUCAGCCGAUCGCCGACUGGCAUUUCAGCCGGGGCUUCGAGACGUCGCUCAAGCGUUUUGCGCGCGUGUUGGUCUGGGCUACCACUGAAGUGUACACAGCAGCUGUGCAAAGCUUCCUGCCUACGCCGUCCAAGUCUCACUACAUAUUCAGCCUCAGAGACUUUGCCAGAGUGGUACAGGGCCUGAUGCUGGUGAAAGCCUCUUGCGUUCCUCUGGGUGACGACGGUGCCAGGAAAUUGAUGCGGUUGUGGGUCCACGAGGUGUACCGCGUCUUCUCUGACCGCCUGGUUGACGCCUCUGACCACCAGCUCUUCUUCACCAUUAUUAAGAACGUGGUGCAGACUCAGUUCAAGGAGAGGAUGAGCAGCCUCUUCGCAAACCUGAUGAGAGGCCGAGAGCUGGGACACAGCGACAUGCGUGGCCUGUUCUUUGGAGACUUCAUGGGUGCCAAGUCGGUAGACGGCCGCAAGCGCGACUACGACGAGAUCGCCGACGUGGAGCGACUCAAGAAGGUGGUGGAGAAGUGCCUGCAGGAGUACAACGCAGCCAGCAAGGCACCGAUGGACCUGGUGCUGUUCCAGUUCGCCAUCGAGCACGUCUCACGCAUCAGCCGCAUUCUGAACAUGCCCAACGGUCACGCCCUCCUCGUCGGGAUUGGCGGGAGCGGGCGGCAGUCGGCCACCAGGCUGGCGGCGUUCCUCGCCGAGCUCGAGCUGUCGCAGGUCUCCGGCCAGAAGUCGUACGCGGUGGCCGAGUGGCGCGAAGAUCUCAAGAGGCUGCUGCGGCGGGCGGGAGAGGAGGGCGUGCCCACCGUGUUCUUGCUCGCCGACCACCAGAUCAAGGAUGAAUCGUUUUUGGAAGAUGUCGGCAUGAUCUUGAACACUGGCGACAUUCCCAACCUCUUUGAAAGUGAUGAAAGGGUACACAUCAUCGAGAAGAUGCAGCAGCUGGUGCAGGCCGAGAACGCGCAGGAGGCGCGAUCCCCGCUGCUGGCUUACGCGAGCUUCGUGCGACGCGUGCGGCAGAACCUGCACGUGGUGCUCGCCUUCAGCCCCAUCGGGGACGCGUUCCGCGACCGUCUGCGCAGCUUCCCGUCGCUCAUCAGCUGCUGCACCAUCGACUGGUUCCAGGCUUGGCCAGAAGAUGCUCUUGAGAAGGUGGCCAAUCAUUUUCUCGACGAUGUGGAGAUGUCCCAGGAGGUGCGGGAUGAGGCCGUGGUCAUGUGCAAGCACUUUCACCAAAGCGUGCGUGCCCUGUCAAAGAGAUUUUACGAGAGCCUCCAGCGCAGGACGUAUGUCACCCCGACCUCCUACCUGGAGCUCAUCAAGACCUUCAAGAGCCUCCUGGAGCGCAAGCGGCUGGAGCUGCUCACCCAGAAGAAUCGCUACGUGGUGGGGCUGGAGAAACUCGACUUUGCUGCCACUCAGAUCGCACUGAUGAAGCAGGAGCUCACAGAGCUGGAACCGCAGCUGAUUGAGAGGAGCAAGGAGACGGAGGAGCUGGUCAACAUCAUUGCCGAUGAGACCCUAGAGGUGGAAGCUGCCAAGGCGGUCGUGGAGUCCGAGGAGGCCACGGCCAAUGCGGCAGCACAGGCCGCUAAGGCCAUCAAGGACGAGUGCCUCGAGAAGCUGAGCAUCGCGACGCCCGCCCUCAACGCUGCCAUCGCUGCGCUCGACACGCUCAAGUCGAGCGACAUCACGCUCGUGAAGACCAUGCAGAACCCGCCGUCCGGAGUGCGGCUCACCCUCGCCGCAAUCUGCGUUCUGAAGGGUAUUAAACCGGAGAAGAAGACCGAUGCGAAUGGCAAGACGGUGGACGAUUACUGGCCAUCGUCCAAGAAAAUGCUGGGAGACAUGAAGUUUUUGGAAUCCCUGAAGGAGUUCGACAAGGACAACAUCCCACCGAAAGUGAUCGCGCAGGUCCGCCGCGACUACAUCGGCAACCCAGAGUUCCAGCCGAACGUGAUCCGUAACGUGUCUUCGGCGUGCGAGGGCCUCUGCAGCUGGGUUCGCGCCACCGAGGUCUACGACAAAGUGGCCAAGAUUGUUGCCCCCAAGAGGGCGCGCCUGGUGGAGGCAGAGGCGGAGUUGGCGCUGCAGAUGGAGCAGCUUGAGGUGAAGCGGGAGGAGCUGCGUGAGGUGAGCGCCAAGCUUGGAGCCCUGCAGGACCGCCUGGCACUCCGCCUCGCCGACAAACAACAGCUGGAGGACAGCAUCCAGCUCACGCGGUUGAAGCUGGUGCGCGCGGAGAAGCUGAUGAGUGGCCUGGGCGGGGAGAAAGAACGCUGGGCAGAGCUGGCAACCGUGCUGCACAGCACCUACCAAAACAUUGUCGGCGAUGUACUCCUAAGCUCUGGGAUCGUGGCAUAUCUGGGGCCGUUCACCCCAGAGUUCAGACAGGAAAUCCUGCGUGAGUGGUACGCCAUGUGCAGAGAGAAGAGCAUCCCCGUCUCCCACGGUUUCUCGCUGGCGGCCACGCUGGGUGACCCCGUGCGCAUCAUGGAGUGGGAGCUGCACGGCCUGCCCAGGGAUAUAUUUUCAGUGGAGAACGCGAUCAUCGUUACGUCGGCGCAGCGCUGGCCACUGAUGAUCGACCCGCAGGUCCAAGCCAACAAGUGGAUCAAGAACAUGGAGAGGGCCAGCAAGCUGCACGUGUGCAAGCUCGCCGACUCCGACUACGCCCGCACACUCAGCAACUGCGUGCAGUUCGGUUACCCCGUGCUCCUGGAGAACGUCCCCGAGGAGCUGGACCCGAUGCUGGACCCCAUCCUGCUGCGGCAGACCUUCCGGCAGGGCGGCGUGGAGUGCGUGCGGCUGGGCGACGCCGUGGUGCAGUACAGCGGCGACUUCCGCCUCUACAUGACCACGCGCCUGCGCAACCCGCACUUCCUGCCGCAGGUUUCCGUCAAGGUGACCCUGCUGAACUUCAUGAUCACACCCCGGGGGCUUGAGGACCAGCUGCUCAGCAUUGUGGCAGCAAGGGAAAAGCCGGAGCUAGAGGAGGCCAAAAAUCAACUCUACCUGGAAGGGGCCCACAAUCGGAAACAGCUGAAAGAGCUGGAAGACCAGAUCUUGGAGGUGCUGUCCACGUCGCAAGGCAACAUUCUUGAGGACGAGACGGCCAUUGCGAUCCUGUCAUCCAGCCGACAGCUGUCCAGCGAGAUUGCCGACAAGCAGGAGGUCACAGUGCGCACCGAGAAGCAGAUCGAUGAAACCCGAAAUGGAUACAAACCCGUGGCGUCACACUCCAGUGUCCUUUUCUUCGUCAUCUCCAACCUGGCGCAUGUGGACCCCAUGUACCAGUACUCGCUGGCAUGGUUCAUCGGGCAGUAUGUGCAGUCCAUCGCUUCCAGCCGGCCCUCCAGUGUCCUGCACGAACGCACUGAGGCCCUCAACAGUCACUUCACUUGCAGCAUCUACACAAACGUGUGCCGCUCACUGUUCGAGAAGGACAAGCUGCUCUUCUCGUUCCUGCUGUGCGUGGGGCUGGCCCGCAGCCGCGGCCGCGUGAGCGACGCCGACUGGCGCUUCCUGCUGACGGGCGGCGUGGCGCUGCCCAGUCCCUCCUCCAACCCUGCGCCGGCCUUGCUCGACAACCGCUCCUGGGCAGAGCUGGCUCGCUGCUCUGACCUCCCCGGCUUCUCCGGUCUUGCGGGGCACUUCUGCGACAACCUGGAUGAGUGGAAGGCCAUUACCAACUCGCCUACCCCCCAUGAGGCCCACCUACCAGAGCCCUGGGGCUCGCGUCUGACUCGCUUCCAACGGCUCCUCAUCCUCCGCUGCAUCCGACCAGACAAGGUGAUCCCGGCCGUGCAGCAGUACAUCGCUGAGGAGAUGGGCGAGCGGUACAUCGAGCCACCGCCCUUCGACCUGGCCCACAGCUUCAGGGACUCGAGUCGCGUCACCCCGCUCGUCUUCGUGCUCUCACCCGGCGCCGAUCCGAUGGCGCUGCUCAUGCACUUUGCUGACGAGCGAGGUAUGGGAGGCUCCAACAUCGAAACGAUAUCUCUGGGCCAAGGCCAGGGACCCAUCGCAGUUCGUAUGAUUGAAAAGGCAGCAAGCGAGGGCACCUGGGUGGUCCUGCAGAACUGCCACCUUGCUGCAAGUUGGCUAUCGGAACUGGAGCGCAUCUGCGAGGAUCGGCUCCUGGAUCCGGACCGAACCCAGAGCGAGUUCCGGCUGUGGCUCACCAGCUACCCGAGCACGCGCUUCCCCGUCUCGGUGCUGGAGAACGGCGUGAAGAUGACCAACGAGUCGCCCAUAGGCCUCCGGGCCAACCUCCUGCGCUCGUUCCUCAAUGACCCCAUCUCCGAUCCUGGCUUCUUCAAUGGAUGCAACAAGCCCACGCCCUGGAAGAAGCUGCUGUUCGGCCUCUGCUUCUUCCACGCACUGGUACAAGAACGUCGAACAUUCGGGUCGCUGGGCUGGAACGUUUCCUACGAGUUCAACGAGUCAGACUUGCGUAUCAGCGCACGGCAGGUUCAGAUGUUUCUCAACGAGUACGAGGAGGUGCCGCUGGAAGCGCUCGCCUACCUGACGGGCGAGUGCAACUACGGCGGGCGCGUCACCGACGAGCACGACCGGCGCCUGCUGCUGGCGCUGCUCGCCACCUUCUACUGCGAGCGCACGGUGCGAGACGACGCCUACCGCUUCUCCCCGACGGGCCGCUACGGUGCCCCGCCGGCCGGCGCCGCCUACGAGUGCCACCUGGAGCACAUCAAGGGCCUGCCGCUGCACGCCCACCCAGAGGUGUUUGGUUUGCACGAGAAUGCCAGCAUUACCAAGGAGCAAAAUGAGACCCAAAGGCUCUUUGAUGGCAUUCUAAAAACACUGCCUCGAGAGACAUCAGGUGGUGGCAAGUCAUCUUCCGACUUUGUACAGGAGCUCGCUACAGACAUUCUCUCCAAGAUACCCCCCAAAUUUGACAUUGAAGAAAUCAAGAGCAAGUUCCCGACCAGCUACAGUGAGUCCAUGCACACGGUGCUGGUGCAGGAGCUCGUGCGCUUCAACGGGCUCACGGGCACUGUGCGCAACAGCCUGCGCAACGUGACGCGCGCCGUCAGCGGCCAGGCCCUCAUGUCGGCCGAGUUGGAGGACAUCUACAGCAGCAUCAUCCUCGGAAAGGUGCCUGCGAUGUGGUCUGCCAAGUCCUAUCCGUCUUUGAAACCCCUGGGAAGCUACGUGUCAGACCUGUUGGCAAGACUGCAAUUUUUCACCGAGUGGAUAGAGAAGGGCGCGCCUUCCGUCUUCUGGAUCUCCGGCUUCUUCUUUACGCAGUCCUUCCUCACAGGCGCCCUCCAGAACUUCGCGCGGAAGCACAAAGUUCCCAUCGACCAACUGGGCUUCCAGUACCACAUCACCGAGCACGAGAAGCACGUGGUGGAGAGGCCUGAUGCUGGCGUUUACAUCACAGGUCUGUUCAUGGAAGGCGGGCGAUGGGACCGAGAGAAGAGAGUCAUCGGAGAGUCCCUGCAAAAGAUUUUAUACGACAGCCUUCCAGUGAUGUGGUUAAAGCCAGUGGAGAGGUCGACAGCUGAAGAAACGUCAACAUACGCAUGCCCAGUGUACAAGACCAGUGCGCGUCGAGGGAUCGUCUCCACCACGGGACACUCCACCAACUACGUGCUCACCGUCAAGUUUCCCACCGACCAGCCGAGCAACCACUGGGUGACCCGUGGGGUGGCAUGCCUUUGCCAACUCGACUACUGAGUCCACCCGCAAGUGCUGUGCCAAAGAAGAAGUUGCUACACACAAAAUGCCCUCCGGCUGUACGUGUGAUCAUCCUUUGCACGAAUACAGCAGUACAAACACUCAGCAAUAUUGGAACAGAAAACAUCUUCUCAUUAUCCUUUGAAGUCAUAACACACCUUUUGCGCAUUCUUUAAAGAAACAGACAAAGAUCCCAUGUAUAACCCAAACAGAUUGUUGGGGAAAGUGCUGUUAGCAAACACUUAUGAAGGCCGGCACGGCACACAAGGGAGUGGGUGG
Petromyzon marinus (sea lamprey) is the source of this 13221-nucleotide messenger RNA. Its product is annotated as dynein axonemal heavy chain 3-like. Gene Ontology annotation, cellular component: dynein complex. The record is from RefSeq and is a predicted model, not a curated record. Lineage: Eukaryota; Metazoa; Chordata; Hyperoartia; Petromyzontiformes; Petromyzontidae. Gene Ontology annotation, molecular function: minus-end-directed microtubule motor activity; dynein light intermediate chain binding; ATP binding. Gene Ontology annotation, biological process: microtubule-based movement.